Lolium rigidum is the source of this 1225-nucleotide messenger RNA. RefSeq lists its product as uncharacterized. The transcript has 2 exons. The record is from RefSeq and is a predicted model, not a curated record. Lineage: Eukaryota; Viridiplantae; Streptophyta; Magnoliopsida; Poales; Poaceae. The coding region runs from base 471 to 1010 and encodes 179 amino acids.
GCGGGACAGGAUGCGGGCGCCGCUUGCAUCCCUAAUGUAUAGUGAUUGUCGACCCCUAAUGUGUAGUGAUUAUCCACUAAAAACAACCCUAGUUGAUCUGGGCUUAGACACUUACACUAGUAUAUGUUAGAUCUUUGUGCAUAUUGCGAUGGAGAGUAGCUGUUGAUACUGCGAUGAACAUGGCUUAAUUAUUAUUCUCUGUUUCUUCUUCUUGGAAAUCAUAGGGUAUUUAUGUAUUGACUGUGGUUGUUAUAGGUUUUAAAAAGCGCAUCUGAUCAUGGUUAGGAGCUGCACAGAGUGGUACAUCCUCAGGCACCACCGGCUACCGACCAAACCAGACCUCGAUCGAUCUCCAGGAGCAAGAACCAAGAAUCGAUCCGGCGAUCAUGGCAAGCUCGUUCGAGGAAGGCGAGGUUCCUUUUGAUAAAUUUGCAGCGGCGACCUGAGUAAGUGAGCUUGUGAGGGUUAUCAUGAGGAACAAGAACUCCCCAAAGGCGGUGGCGGCCGCCCGGGCAGAGGGACUGUCCCUAUCGCAGGCCCUCGGGAGAAACGCCGCCCGGAUGGAGCAGGAAAGUUCCUCCAUUGAAAAUCCCACCGUGGCCGCGGCGGUGCCUGCUCCACGGAAUAAGGUUCCCCUUGAAACCUUAGAUGAUGCGCUGGCGAUCGGAGAAGCCUUCUUCGGUCGGGCGCCGGAGAAGAAGAAGAAGUAUAUGAGGGUGAGGCUCUCCAAGGUGGAUCUCGAAUACAUCCUCUCGUACAAGAGCAGCCCCAUGCCUCAUUCGCCGGACGCAUCGACUGGGGGGCUCCCGCCCCCAAAGAGCAGGUUGUGGACUACUUCAUCCUACUGUUCUCCGCUUUCGACGGCGCGGACGAUGAUUUCCUGGAGAUGCAAAAGAGAGUCAUCAAGGAGUACAAGAAGAAAGGUUACGCCCAUCACUGGGUCACUGACGAUGAAGAUGAAGCCCCUCGAGCUCUACAGCCUGUUGCAACCCAGGGGUCAUGAUUCAUGAAGCAUAAGGGUGGAACAAAGAAGCUCAACUGAAGAGAUAUGCAGUGUACGAUCGCAAGAGGAGAUGAUAUUUGUAAGCUGUAGCUGAAACGCAAAUUUAUCUAGAUACACAUUUAUCUAGAUGUGUUUUAGUGUGUAUGUGUGAGCAUUACACUAAUAUUAUGUAAACAUGUAAUAUGUAAUUACGCUGUAAUGGAACACCUCUUUAAUGUGUGA